Messenger RNA from Strongylus vulgaris, 444 nucleotides. The record is from the annotation of a GenBank genome assembly. NCBI's taxonomy places the organism in Eukaryota, Metazoa, Nematoda, Chromadorea, Rhabditida, Strongylidae.
AUGCCAUUCAGAGGAAGCUCCCCGAAGCGACUUCCUGCCUUUUGUUACAAUACACGACGAAGAAACCCGUCAUCGUCCUCAAUUGAGUCACUAUCACCUCAAUUAUCGCCAAUUUCACUGCACCCAAGGCAUUCAUCCGAUUCGGAAAGUGACGUAGUUCACAUCAAGCUCCUUUUCAACAGCACCAGUAGUCCAAAACUUAUGGACACUCCACCACUAUCCCCUGAAAUAACUUAUGCUUACCCAUCAGCAUGGAUUCCACCAGCCCGAACAGGCCGUACACCGUGGGUUUUUUCAAGCCCAGAGGAACUGGCACCUCCACCUCUCUGUCAAAACAUCAACAAUAGAGAAAACCCAAAGAUCAAGGUCCAAAUUUCCAGAUCAAAACCAAAGUCCCGAGAAAUGUCAUAUCUGCGCAGAACCUUAUCCGAUGCACGAAUGUAA